Hansenula ciferrii is the source of this 1641-nucleotide messenger RNA. RefSeq names its product sugar porter family MFS transporter. The record is from RefSeq and is a predicted model, not a curated record. Gene Ontology annotation, biological process: carbohydrate transport; transmembrane transport. Gene Ontology annotation, molecular function: carbohydrate:proton symporter activity. The coding region runs from base 1 to 1641 and encodes 546 amino acids. The transcript has a single exon. Gene Ontology annotation, cellular component: membrane. NCBI's taxonomy places the organism in Eukaryota, Fungi, Ascomycota, Saccharomycetes, Phaffomycetales, Wickerhamomycetaceae.
AUGUCAAAAGUUUUCAAAAAAUUAAAAUUAUUUCAAAAAGCAGAAGUUGAAUCCAAAAUACCAAUUCCUAAUGAAAUUUAUAAUUUUAGAACAUAUUUAUUUGCAUUUUUAGCAUCAUUUGGUUCACAAAUCGCAGGUUAUGAUACUGGGUUCAUUGGUGGUACAUGUUCUCUAGACUCUUUCCGCGAUGAAUUUGGUAUUAAUGACAUGUCAAGUUCUUAUGCUACUUAUGUUGUAUCAAAUGUUAUUAGUGUUUUCCAUGUUGGUGCAUUUUUUGGUGCAUUUAUGGCAUAUCCAACUGGUGAAAAAUUAGGUAGAAAAAUUGCAUUAUUUAUUUCAGGGUUUUUAUUAACUUUUGGUGGUGCAAUUUCUUUAGCUUCAAAUGAAAGUACUGGAUUACAUGCAAUUUAUGCUGGUAGAGUUAUAACAGGUCUUGGUGUUGGAUUUUGUUCAGGUAUUACACCAAUGUAUGUUUCAGAAAUUAGUCCUCCAGCUAUUCGUGGUAUUUUAACAGGGAUUUGGGAAUUUCAAUGGCAAAUUGGUGGAUUAAUUGGUUAUUGGAUUAAUCUUGGUGUUAGUCAACAUAUUAAAGAUCCAAAACGUCAAUGGAUGGUUCCAUUUGCUGUUCAAAUUAUUCCAAGUGCAAUUUUUUGGAUUGGAAUUUUCUUUUUACCAGAAAGUCCAAGAUGGUUAAUUAGUAAAUAUAAAAGAUCAAAAGCUGAAGAGAAAUUAGCUUAUAUUACAAAUUUAUCAAUUGAUCAUGAAUUUGUUCAAUAUGAAUUAAGUAUUAUGGAAGAAAAAAGAGAUUUUAAAAAAUUAAAAUAUGGUGAAGGAAUUUUCCAACAAAUUAAAUCAGUUGUAACUUCACCAAAAUAUUUAAAAAGAUUAUUUUUAUCAACUUCAACAUUCAUUUUACAAAAUUCUGCAGGUAUUAAUGCAGUUACUUAUUAUUCAGUUACAGUUUUCAAAAGUAUUGGACUUUCAGGUUCAGAUGCUAAAUUAUUAUCAACUGGAUUAUUUGGUGUUAUUAAAUUACUUGCAUCUAUAUUUUGGUUAGCUAUAAUUGUUGAUAAUUGGGGACGUCGUGCAGCGUUUUUCUAUGGUUGUAUUCCAUGUGCUAUAACAAUGUAUUAUUUAGGUGCAUUUAUUAAAAUUACAGAUCCUGCUUCAAAAUUAAGUUCUGGUCAAACUCAAUUAGAUUCAGCUGGUAAAGCUGCAUUAGCAAUGUUUUAUAUUUGGACAUUUGCAUAUGGUGCUACAUUUAAUGGUACAUGUUGGGUUUAUUGUUCAGAAUUAUUUGAUCAAGAUGUUAGAUCAUUAGUUAGUGGUAUAAACGCAGCAAGUAAUUGGUUAUGGGCAUUUAUUUUUGCAAGAUUUACAGGUAAUAUGUUUGAAGCUAUGGAUUAUGGAGUUUAUUUCUUAUUUGCAGGAUGUAUGACCGUGGCACCAAUUAUAAUUUAUUGUUUCUUCCCAGAGACUAAAGGUGUUCCAUUAGAAGUUACAGAUCAAUUAUUUGAAGUACCAGCUUGGAGAGGUCGUAGUUAUGCAUUAAGUCAAUUAUCUUUAUUGAAUAGAGAAGCUUUAGAAAAGGAAAAGGCAAUUAGUAAAGAUGAAGAAGAUAGUGCUGAUGUUUCCAAUUGA